CUCCCUCUCUUUUCUCAAAAAUUUCUGCUUCUUUUGCAUGAAAUCUCUGGAAUUUAAUUUGGUCACACCUGCCAUAAUCCUUGCCCUGGCGUUUCCUUGGAAUUUGUCUCCAGCUCAAAAUCUACUUCAGCAAGGUAGGGCAGAAAGCACCACUUGGUGCCACUGCUAGUUGCCAAUGCUCCAGCUGACAGCCAACCCAGCAAAGGCCCUUGCAGAUGAGCCGGUGCACAUCCGAGUAACAGGUCUGCCCUCAUCCCAGGUGGUGACCAUCAAGGCUUCGCUGAAAGAUGAGAAGGGGAAUCUGUUCCAGUCCAAAGCCUUCUACAGGGCUAAUGAGGCUGGAGAGGUAGACCUGGAGGAGGCUCCUGCAUUUGGAGGAGACUACGUGGGGGUCCAUCCAAUGGGUCUCUUCUGGUCUUUGAAGCCUGAGAGGGCUCUCCGGAGGCUGCUCAAACAGGAUGUGAUGAACAGCCCCUUUUGGGUCACUCUGGAGCUAUAUGACUCAGUUUGCUUCCAGGAUUCCACCACGGUUUUGCCCAGGGCCAGCCAGAUGGUGCAGCGCUGGUUCUCGGGUCCGGGGGUGCAAUGGCAGCAGAUCCAAGAAGGUCGAGUGCGGGGAACAUUUUUCCUUCCUUCAGGAGAAGGCCCUUUCCCAGGAGUCGUUGAUCUGUUUGGAGGCAUUGGGGGUCUGGUGGAAUUUCGGGCCAGUCUUCUGGCUGCCCAUGGCUUUGCAGUGCUGGCGUUAGCAUAUUUUGCCUAUGAAGACCUGCCUGACAAAUUGCUGGAGGUGGACUUGGAAUAUUUUGAGGAAGCUGCCAAUUUUCUACUAGCUCAUCCCAAGGUCCAAAGGCCAGGCAUUGGUGUGCUCUCCGUGUGCAAAGGGGCAGAGAUUGGGCUAGCCAUGGCCUGCUACCUGAAGCAGGUGGUAGCCACUGUCUGCAUUAAUGGGCCCAAUGCCAUCACUGAAGUUCCACUCAGGUACAAGGACCUGGUUGUGGCACCCACCGGCUUGUUUCCGGAGCGCAUACAGUUGCACAUCUCUGGGGCUCUGCGCCUCCGCCACUGCAGAGGAGAUCCCCGGGAGCUGAAUCGGCAGAGUGUGCUUCCCGUUGAAAAGGCCCGGGGUUGGAUACUCUUCAUCGUCGGAGAGAAAGACGAAUUCCUGGACGGCAGAGCGCGCGCGGAGCAAGCCCUGGCUCAGCUGGCGAGCCACGGUAGAAUCAACGGAAGGAUGCUGGCAUACCCUGGGGCAGGCCACCUCAUAGAGCCACCCUAUGCUCCUCUGUGCUACAUGUCCUGGAACCCAGGCGUUUCCCUGCCCCUGCUCUGGGGAGGGGACCGUGUUGCUCACGCUGCAGCCCAGGAGCACGCCUGGGGGGAAAUCCAGAAAUUCUUCAGGCAGCAUCUCACCCCGGCUGGAAGUAAACUCUGA
Molecule: messenger RNA, 1432 nt
Organism: Lepus europaeus (European hare)
Lineage: Eukaryota; Metazoa; Chordata; Mammalia; Lagomorpha; Leporidae
Product: acyl-coenzyme A amino acid N-acyltransferase 1-like
Exons: 3
Coding region: 176-1432 (418 amino acids)
Biological process (GO): acyl-CoA metabolic process; fatty acid metabolic process
Cellular component (GO): peroxisome
Molecular function (GO): fatty acyl-CoA hydrolase activity
Source: RefSeq, a predicted model, not a curated record